Molecule: messenger RNA, 1061 nt
Organism: Candidula unifasciata
Lineage: Eukaryota; Metazoa; Mollusca; Gastropoda; Stylommatophora; Geomitridae
Source: the annotation of a GenBank genome assembly
AACGUUAGUCAAGAAUAGGAUCACACAUCUGCCAGAUUAUGCUUUUCGAAACAAUACGAAGCUUAUCCAUUUAGGACUGGCAAAUAAUGCAUUAAACAACAUCUCAGACAAUGCUUUUUAUGGGCUAACAAAGCUGAAAUAUCUCAAACUCCAACAGAACCAACUUACAGCUGUUCCGUCUGCUUUCUCACAUCUGGUUUCACUGGAAGAAUUGAAUCUAAAUGACAACAUUUUGACUCAAAUCCUCGACAAAAGUUUGCUGAUGAAAAGCAAACUCACCACAUUAAGUUUGGACAACAAUCCCAUUACCUUCGUGGGCGACGGAGCAUUCAAAAACUUGCCUUCUUUACAGGGAAUAAAACUGUCAUUUGUCUAUGACAUGCACAAUUUUCCUGACUUGGAAGGCACUGACAACUUAGCAUUUUUACAGCUGGACAGAGCACAGAUCAAAUCCAUACCUGAGGAUCUGUGUGAUGAUUUGAAGAAACUCAAAAGUUUGGAUUUGCAUGGUAACAAGAUAGGGACAUUACCUAAAAUGUCGCAAUGCAAAAGAUUAACUUUUUUAGAUGUGGCUAAAAAUGAACUGACAUCGCUUGAAGGCCAACUGUUUGAUGGUAUGAAUAGUCUCAUAGACCUCACUCUGUUCCUCAAUUUCAUCCAGAUCAUUAAUGAAAAUACCUUUGUUGGACUCAGCGUUUUGGCGUAUCUCGACCUAUCGAGCAAUCAGAUCAGGGAGAUUCAUCCAAAUGCAUUUUUGCCACUGAAAUCUCUCACAGAUUUAAACUUAGCAAACAACAAAUUCCAGCAUUUACCCACUGCUGGACUAGGCAGCCUGGAAACACUCAAAGUAUUCAACAGUCCAGAACUUCAAGAGUUUCCCUCUUAUAAACACUUUCCGAGAGCACGCUACUUUGUCAUGUCAUAUGCAUACCAUUGCUGUGAUUUUAUACAAGCUAGGACUCAAGAACCUGACGAUGCUGUGAACGAAUUAGCAAUACUUGAUGACUCAGCUGAUAUUCCAGGGCACAUCAAUUUCACUUCACAGAUUUUUGACUUUCUCA